CAUCAGGAACUGUCUUUAAAAAGAGAGAAAUGUCGAUUUAGCUUUAGAGAAUUGGGUUAUUUUCACUAUAAAACAGCGUUUUGUUUUCCAGGUUAAGCUGCUCUCUGCAGCCACAGGUCUUUAGUUCACCCGACACGGAAGUCUCGCUGACUGUCUGAGGAGGAAGAUGCCUGCUCCGGACUCAGGCGGCAUUAGUGUUGUAGACAACAUCUGCAGGCUCUCUCCAGAUCUGUUUGCUGAUGCAUGUCAGCACAUCCUGAGUUAUCUUCAGGGCCAGACGAGCGGAGUAGACGCUGCUGAAAUUUCUGAUAGAUUCCUGAGAGCUGGAGUCAGGCUUGAUCAUGAUGCUCUACAGGACAUGAUCAGAUUUCUGCUGUUAACAUUCAGGUCAGCUGGAAAGAGCAACGUCUCUGCAGACGGACUGGUGUCGCAGCUGGAAGAAGGAAACCCCGGGUGGAGCAGCUCUUCCCUUCAGGUGCUGCACCGGUUCUGGAGUGAACAGGGUGCUGUGGUUCACGCUCAGCAGGAGGCCCAGGCGCUGCUCAGCGUCGGACAGUUGGUGGACCUGCAGUGGAAGCUGGGCAUGGCGGUCAGCUCCGACGCCUGCCGCUCCCUCAACUCCCCGUAUGUCACCCUGCUGCUGAAGAUCGCCAGGCCCUCCGGGGAGAUCAUCCAGAGGGCUUUUGAGCUGACAGUUCCUCAGUUCCAGAAUUUUCACAGACAGUUCAAGGAGAUGGCAGCUGUCAUGGAAACUGUAUGAAGCUGAGCACGACUGUCCGAUGGAGGCUUCAUUAGAUCAUUUUAAUAGUGCAGCUUUGUUUUUGUUUAAUUCUGCUGAGUCCAUAUCAGAUUCAUCUUGACCAUUUGCUUCAGUGUGUGAUUUCAAUAUAACAUCUUGGAUCUACCUCCUUGAUUGAUCCAGCUAUUUCCGUUGAUUUGUUUGAAAUUCACACUUUGAAAUCAUCUACAUCUUUGUUUUUGUUAAUAUCUAUGAAAUGAUUAGAUCGAGGACAUGCUGUGAUCAAUCGCUCUCUGCUGCCUUUGUGCUGUUUGACUGGACUGGAUGUAAAUGCUUUUCCACAAUGACUCGCUUUCUGUACAACCUCUGUAAUUAAAAUUAUUUGCA
Molecule: messenger RNA, 1126 nt
Organism: Salarias fasciatus (jewelled blenny)
Lineage: Eukaryota; Metazoa; Chordata; Actinopteri; Blenniiformes; Blenniidae
Gene: commd6
Product: COMM domain containing 6
Exons: 7
Coding region: 167-760 (197 amino acids)
Molecular function (GO): NF-kappaB binding
Source: RefSeq, a predicted model, not a curated record